CUGAGCAUAGCAAACUGCGCAGAACGAUGAACAAUUGAUGUGGUAGGAAGUUACACAGCAUACAGCAUAUCGGGUUGUAUUUCAAAAGGAGCUACUUCAAACGGUAUUCACUUUUACAAGGUCCUUCCUCGACUGGCAUAUCAAAGCAUCGGGAUGUUUAACCCGCACCAUCAUCACCACCAACAGCAGCAGCAAUUCCACCAGCAUGUGCGGCAGCUUCAGCAACUGUUUCAACAGCAGCGGCCGCCUCCACCACCGCCCCCUCCUCCGCCACCGCAGCCUCCUCCGUCCCAUCACAUGCAGCAUCACCAUCAGAGUGGUCGGCCGAUCGCGGUGGCGGCUCCGGCCCCCCCUCCCCCCCGCAUGGUCAACCUGUGCCCUGCUACGCAGGCUGCCAUUAUCGCCCCCAACCCCAUGCUGCAGGGGGCGCUACUCAUGCAGCAGAUGCAAGCAGGGGGCAUGCGUGGGUUCGCCAUGGGGGGGCAGCAGUUCCCCCAGUUCUUCCCCGCAGGCUCUCGCUCCUCCCUCCUCGGACCCGUGCCCAUGGGCGUGGCCAUCAAGACCCCACACAUCGGCUUCGCCCCACGCCACUUCAACCCGCACGCCCGCUACAUGAACAAUGACUACGCCUCUCGGCAAAUGGACAGGAAACGUGAGAACGAGCAGAAACCAGCGGCCACCUCAGAGGCACAACAGGGCAUCAGUACCAGAGAUGAGGCUGCCGUGCCAUUGGCUGAUGGACCAAGCGAUGCCAGAGCACAACAACAGGAGCAGGAGGAGCCCGCCCAGAAGAAGGCCCGCACUGAAGGGGCAGAGGGAGGUGCAGAAGAUGGCCAGAGUCCUGCUGGAGAUGCCAACCCCACAGAGUUUUCAAAGCUGGAGGAAGGUGUGAGCGCAGCCAGGCCAGUUGUGCACGAGGUCCUGGAGCAGAGCAGAGCAGCCCAGGGAGGGGAGAAGGAGAAUGGGGAGAGCCAGAUGUUGGUGGGUGAGGCAGAGGAGGGGGCGGAGGAGCCGUCUAAGGAGGUGAGCAGCGCUGGGCCUGCUGCAGGAGGCCAGGAGGAGGGCAAAGAGGGAGGAGGACCUGGAGGAGGAGAGGGGGCCUCCAACAAGUACUACUGCUACAUCUGCAACAUCACCUGUCAUAACCAGCAGAACUUCCAGGGCCACAUGAAUGGGCUGGCCCACCAGCAGCGCAUGAUGGAGAUCCAGCACAUGAGCAACGCCUGCCUGGUCACCCUGCUGCCCAAAGUACAGGAGUCCCUACAGGGCACACGCAGAGACGGGGAGAAGAGGCCCGGUCUGCAGAGGUGGUGUGCAGCCUGCCAGACACACUUCACCUGUAACGUCAUGGAGCACCGCCGCACCAAGGAACACAAGCUGUGCAGCCGCACCAGCAGCCCCUGCUGCACGCCCUGCAGGCUGCAGUUCAGGACGUCACGAGAGUUCGUGGAGCACAUGCAGACGCCCGAGCACCAGCAGAAAGUACAGGAGCUGCGUGAGCGGCGGGCAGCUGGGCUGGAGGACCUGACCACUCUGGAUGAAAAGGGAUGCUUCGUUGGAGAGGAGGAGCUGGAGGAGAAGGAUGAUGAUGUGGAAGAUGAAGCCAAUGGACAGGCGGCGCCAGAGGUCACUUUGGAGGACAUGGGAGACGAUGAGGAGUUCGACUCACACACAAUUUAUGGUUCUAGCUUCUUGGUUCCGGCGGCUGGCUUCCUGUGUCGCCUCUGCAACAGGUUCUACCAUUUCGAGUCCACCGCACGCCACGCCCACUGCAAGUCCCAGCAGCACUUUGACAACCUCAAGAAGUACAGAGCUCUGCGAAAGCAGCAGGAGGAGGAGGAGAAGGAGGAGCAGGCUGCAGCCGCGGCAGCGACGUCGGCGACGACAACCUCAGGAGCAGACGCGCCGGGUCCAGAGGACAACCACCCCGACCCCCAGGACCAGGAGAUGACUCCCAGCCAUGACCAGCAGGGCGGCGACACCAGCACUCACUCUCCGCCAGCGCUGGACCUCCACCAAGACCAGGAGCAGGAGGAGGCUUGUGACCUCAGCCGCACCUCCACCUCCUCCCCAGACAAGCCACCCAAUCUGGGCACGCAGGCAGCAUCCACGCUCCAUCCCACAGCACCUCAGGAGGACGACCAGAGCUGCCAGCUAACCCAGGCAACCAUCAGCAUCAGUACCAGCGGUGGCCAUGACAAGGAAGAAGAUGAUGACGACGAUGAUGUCAUCUGCCUGGAGUCGUCAUCCUCCGCCCGACCAGCAGGGGCAGCAGAGCAGCAGGGAAGACAGGAGGCCCCCGUCGCACCAGUGGAGGAGGAGGAGGCCACACCUGAGGCCCAGAAAGUUGCAGGGGAAGCAGAGGUUAAACUGGAGGAGGAGGAGGAGGUGAAGGCUGAGGCUGAGGCCGAGGCCGAGGAGGUGGUCGUGGUGCCCUCUAGUGGCAGCAAAGGGAGAGGAAGAGGAGCAGCCAAGAGGAAGGGAAGAGCCACACGGAGACGCUGAGGAGAUGCGGAGAGAGGGAGGGAGGGAUGAAUGGAUGGAUGGAUGGAUGGAUGGAUGGAUGGAUGGCUGGUGAAAAGAGGAGGAGGGAUGUAGAAAGAGUAGGGGUGGAUUUUGUCAUACAUGGGAGAGAAGCCUUUCAUGGGGUUUUUAAAAAGAAUUUUAACCCUUUCAUGCGUAUAUUUGUAGCAUAAAAGGAGCUCUUGUAAAUGUACGAAAUCUGUGUGAUCUGCAAAGGCUUAAAUGUCGACACACAUUUUUUUUUUUUAAGACCCCUUCACCUGCACAUCUUAAAGAAUUAGUACACACCCCUUAAUACAACUGAAUGCAGACAGUGAGGGCAGUAGUAAGUCACAGAAUAUUGCCCAGUGUAUUAUUCUAGAUGAGAUGAUGCCCUGUGUCACAUUGCAAUCUUAAAGGGAAUCACGAGUCACAGUCCAUUUCAAAACCAAACCCAUCGCAGUAUUUUGUGAUAAAGUUUAGAAUUGUUGAUUAUGUGGGCAGUUUCUGCCCCGUUUUGGCUCUUGUCAAGAAAGUUCUUGUACUCUGUUGGGAGUAAUGAAGUGAAGUAAGGCUGUAGCAAUGUCUUGGACGGUCACGGUCUUAUUUGGGUUACUUGCUGGUGAUAGGGUUCCAUGUAGGAGUGGGAGAAAUUUCCCCCCUGACCUACAUGCAUGGAAGGGUUAAAAAACAAACAGGCAAUUGUGGUGCUGUCUUUUUGAGGCACCUUUUAUCAUGAAUAAUUAUUUGUUUUUGCUGCCUCAAGGCAGUGUAAACCUCUUUGUGGCUCAGAUUGUUUGCAACGACUUCUCAGCUUUUAGAGUGGCUUCUCCCCAAUUUUAAAAGAAGAAGAAAAAAGAAAAACCCGUUGGGGAAAAGCAAACUGAUUAAAAAAUAAUAAUAAUUAAAAACCAAGGGAACAUUAGCGGUACGAUUUACUCUUGAAAACUGAUUGUUGCUUGAUGCCCUUCAACACAGCCAGUGUUACUGGUCCAAGAUUUUUCACACGAAGACAAUGAUGGUUGUGGUGAUGGUGCUGGUGGUGGUGAUGAAGAGCUGUCAGAGGAUGAAGAUGAACCCUCCUCUCCCUCUAAGGGAUGGUGCAGAGGGGGGGGUGAUUGUGCUAAGGGUGCCGGUAUGCUUGCUGCAAGAUACGCGAGCGCGUGCACGAUUCGUUCAUGAACGCGUUAACAUGCGUAUUUAAUGUCAAUUUCGCGCGCGUUGGACACGGCAGCCAAAUGCGUGCGUCAGGUGCAAUAUCUUCAAACUCGCUGGGGCGAUCUAAGAUAGACCGUGCAGUUCCACGCGUGUGCUUGAUAUGAAAACGACAAUGGCAGCAACUUUUAAGAGCGUCUCGAGUUUGUCCGAAAUUUCAAACAUUUGUGAUCAUACUUGCAAGCAAGCAUGUGCUGUCGGUUGCUCGCGGUGACGCGCGUAAUUUACAGCUCGCAGCAAGCAUACCGGCACCUUAAGGAGGAGGUUCCCAUCAUAGGUACUCCUUCUCCUUCAUAAGUCCUUCUGCUCCUCCUUCUCCCACUACUGCCUCUCCAUGAUCUCAAGAAAAUGAAUACUUCUCUCAGGUUGGCCCCUCAAGUCUCCCCUCUCACUCCUGCUGGAUGGAUGGAUGAAUGGAUCGUGAGAAGGAAGGAUGGACGGACGGAUGGAUGGAUGAAUGGAUCGCGAGAAGGAUCGAUGGAUGGACGGAUGUUUGCUUGCUUAGUGUCCGCACUUGAACGGAUGAGACUGUUGUGAGGGCGGAGGUCAUGCGAUUGAGAAACUGAAACUUUUCAACACUGCUGCUUGCUUACUGCUGACACCCACUGGACUGGAGUAGAAAACGCAAAAGAGAAAAAAAAAUACACCUCCAGGCAGGACUUGUCCAGUGCGAUACCUACUGUCUGUUGUUUCAGGACACAGUACUGUAUGUGUGUGAAAGAGUGAGUGCUCCAACCCAUCAUCUCCUCAGCCAAGAGGGGAUGGGUCUUUUUAUUUUAUUUUAUUUUAUUUCAAAAUUGUUUUAGCCUAUUUUUAAUCCCACCACACAGCCACGGAUGGAGAACUAGGGGAACCUUGUGAGAUCAUACCAGCAGCCGCCUCUGUUAGGGAAGGGGUAGACCUCUUCAGGGAAAUAGUAGACUCCUCAUCACGUAACGCAGAAUGAACUGCACAGUACGCUACUGCUUUGCUUGAGCAACCUCAGCAGAUCUGUAUUGAUAUUGAUAUUGAUGAAGGCUGUGCCUGUUUUGCUUUGUUUGCAUUGUUAUUGUAUUUCUUUGUUUUUGUAAUUGGUUUUGUUUUCCAUUGUGUAGUUGUUUUGGAGUUUUGGAAUUAAUGUUGGCUCAGGUAGAGUUAGUGUCAUCUCUGAAGGCAUUAGAAAACUGGCAGUGCUUUUUGUUUUCCCCUUCUGUUUAUUUUGUAACUUGGCUUCGCCAAACAAUUGUGGCCUAGAGGACCUGGGAGAGUAUGCCAAUAACCUGGCUAAGUAAUGAUUCAGGUUAAGAUAACCUUAAGGUAGUGGUAUAUCAUGCAAUAGAAGAGCCAGGAGUCCUCAUUUCCUUAGCGAAAUGACACCUGUGGACGAUCUAUUAGUAGAUGUACCACUUCAUGUAGGUUAACUUAUCCGGGUUUAUUACUUAACCAUGUUCAUGGAAUACUCGCCUGGACAUUUGUCUUCCCAGUUUUGUGUUUUGGUAUUUCUUUUGCUUAUUUCUUGUUACUCUGAUUACUUUCCAGGGGGCAUUCUAAGAAAGCAUGAUAGGUCGGACAAGUGUUGACACAAAAGCAUUUUAGUGUCUGCUGUGGUUGUAAAUUAGUUGUCUGAGGCAUCGUUAUCUGUCUUACAAAGGCUGGUGUCCGUGACUAACACUAGUCGGGUGUUCCAAGACAGUGGUUCAGUAGUACACCACACUAGAGUAAUCUGGAGGUAGUGGUAAUUCAGCUAAUAAAAGAGCCUGAGUCUUUGUUUUCUUAACUAUGUGACACCCGUGGGCCAUCUAUGUACAGUAUAAGCUGUUGGUUAACUUGGCCAGGUUUAUUAUGGUACUUCACCGUGUUUGGAAUACUCCCCUUGAUUUACUCCUUUUUGUUGGUGAAUUAAGCAAGGCUUAUUACCAGGGCUCUAAAUUAACUUUUUUCAUCACCAGCCAAAAUGUCUAGUAGAUGUUAAUCUCACUACCCAAACACACACUCACUAAUGGAUCAAAGUGGCUAGUAAGUUGGUAUUUUCUACCAGUCAAGCUCAAAUUUCAUCAGCAUUUGGCCAGUUGGCUGGUUUUAAUUUAGAGCCCUGCUUAUUACUAAACAAGGUUCUUGGAAUCUCCCCCCCCCCCAGUUUUAGUCAUCUAAACUGGGUAUGUUAAAGUCAGACAAAGGGGUAAAAGCUACUAGAACUUUUGCUUGAAGAAUGAACCCGUAUUCCCCCUUUUAGAAUAUACUACAAAUCUCAUUAAUUUUGCUGGAUAACCGGUAGUCACAAAACCACAUACUGUAUAUUUGCAAUACCCCUCUUUAAAAAAAAAAAGUCUCUCAAAAAAGUCCUCACACCCCCAAAAUCCUGUGGGUCUGUCUUGCGUUGGUCGCUUAUUUUUGUAUUUAUUUGUUAUUGCACUGCUCUGUGAUGUCACUGAAAAAAAGAGAAUUGUUUCCUUUUUAUUUUUUAACAUGAGUACAGCUGAGUGUGUUUGAAUGUAAUCUUUUAAGAGCUGUUCGGUUUGACAAAAAAAAACACACACACACACACACAUCCCAUCACAAUUUACACCACACGAAUAACUGUAGGAUGUACAAUUAGAAUUUAAUUCAGAGUAUCUAUCCCCUUUCGACAAAACACAGAGCGAUGAGUCCUCUGACCCAGAGGCGUAUCUUGCCACCAGGCAAGGCAGGCAGCCGCUUGGGGCCCCCAAGCCCCUAGACAGCAAAUAACAGCUCAGAAUUUACUACAGUAGUGACAAUUUUGUUUCAAAUGCUCAUUCUUUUCAAUUUUUUUGCAUGGGGCUCCUGCUGUCCCUAGAAGCGCCUCUGCUCUGACCUCAGAAAGGUCGAGUUUGUAUUCUCAAGAAAUGGAAUUAAAAGGGUGACAUCAAUCAUCUGUUAUUUUGUAGCAUUUCCAGUAGCCAAACCCAAGACAGUACCGUAAGAACCAGCAUAUAUUCACAAGACAGUACCGUAAGAACCAGCAUAUAUUCACUCUGGACAGGCGUGAGAAACGCCACAGUUGCACUGGACAGUAUUUUAUUGUAUUUCAAUGCCUUUUGUCCCACUUUUUUGCUGGCGGCCUUUUUCACUUUAAGAAGUCAGUUUCACUCAGUCUCUUGCAAGCUCCCCUGAGGUACAUUUGUUAGGAGUCUUGCAGUACGUGGGGAAUUUUUAAGUAGAGGAGUACCGUAGUUUUGCAUAUUUUUGUGUCGCUUCAUGUUAGAGGUCUGCAGUCAAGUCAAUAGAUGCAGUCUAUUUUUUCACCACUGGGUUGUAAAUGUAAUCAUCCUAACAUGGUCCCAUUCUCAUUAUAUUCAGCAGUGCACUGUGAGGUGCAUUUGUCCAUAGAAGUGGCUGUCCACACAGAGACCCAUGUGUUGGACUCUCGCCCACAUCAGAUGGAGCCCUACGAUUCAUUGACAUGAUGAUCAUAUAUCUGUGCGGAUAUAUUUGUAUUGAUCAAGGCCAGCUAUACCCACCCUUUUUGAAGUUGUACAUAGAUACACAGCUGGGGUCAUAUCUACUAAUAAAGACAGGGCCAGACUUGUAGACUAUUUGAUUACGGACGUAAGAGAAUAGGAGGGAAGGUAGGGUGAGACUGGGGCGAAUAGGUUUUCAUAACAUUUUUAUUCUUCAAAUGAUGAAACAGAAAUGAACAAAAAGUGUUGUUUUUUAGCAGCUGGAAGUCUCAUGUAUUUUUGGAUGUUUUCUGUAUUUGGGUCCUUUUAAUUUAUAUUAAAAAAAUAUUUGAUGAUUACA
This is a messenger RNA of Engraulis encrasicolus (European anchovy), 7455 nucleotides long. It is a transcript of the gene ciz1a, whose product is annotated as cdkn1a interacting zinc finger protein 1a. The record is from RefSeq and is a predicted model, not a curated record. The transcript has 16 exons. The coding region runs from base 154 to 2505 and encodes 783 amino acids. Gene Ontology annotation, cellular component: nucleus. Gene Ontology annotation, molecular function: zinc ion binding; nucleic acid binding. Lineage: Eukaryota; Metazoa; Chordata; Actinopteri; Clupeiformes; Engraulidae.